This is a messenger RNA of Scaptodrosophila lebanonensis, 714 nucleotides long. RefSeq lists its product as uncharacterized. The transcript has 7 exons. NCBI's taxonomy places the organism in Eukaryota, Metazoa, Arthropoda, Insecta, Diptera, Drosophilidae. The record is from RefSeq and is a predicted model, not a curated record. Bases 1 to 714 code for a protein of 237 amino acids.
AUGCCUGCAAGAUUUUUACAAAGAAGUUCUCUUAAAGGUACAAUUGCAAUUACUUGUUUUGUCUUUUUGCGUUUCAUAUUUUUACUUAGCGCAUUGCUUUUUCCAACCAACACAUGUUUCGGUCUUUUUAUGGCCAUUUCUGUGCCCGCCUACUUGCCCAAUCGCAAUGUGUUCGUAUCAUACAAUUUUGAAUUUAAUUACUAUUUGCCCGAACAUGUCUACAAAUACCCACCUUAUCUGGCGGAUGACCCAAUGGGCAUUGGUAGCUAUCUGACUUAUAAUACCACAUCGCCAGAAAACGAUUGCUAUAAUUGCAGAUCGUCUGCACGACAGGCGAACAACUAUACUGAUAAUUCUAUAGAGCCAGAGCCAGAGCCAGCGCCAUCUCUUUUCACUCGCUCCUCCCUGUACUCAGUACUGCGGGAUACCCUGGAUAGAAUCGGCUAUCCCUCUGAAGCGUGCCUGUUGCGUCUAAUUUGUGAAACGAACGCCGCCACGCUGGGAGACAGCAAUGGUUUCUUAGGCAGCUUACUGCACAUCAUAUUAACUCCAAGUACCUCGCAGGACGACCAGCUACCAGAUGAGUAUUACGAAGCGGAAGAAAGUGGUCAACACAAUAGCUGCGAUUCAUACAAGAGAAACUGUGCCGAGAGUGUUUUAGAUAUAAUAUCAAUGCCAAUGGAGAAAAUUAUUGGGGAGCUAGUAAGCAAAUGA